CAGCGGAAGCAGCACCUCCACCGCCGCACGCCUUGCAAGCAUUCGCCUCGCGCAUCGGCAUCGCCCCUCCUCGUACGCGCCACCACCACUACCAGCACGUGCGACCGCGAGAGGGAGUUGGCGGCGAGGACCGGGACGGAGGAAGGAACCAAACCCUACGACACGACCGCCGGCGGCGAGCUGUGAGGACGUCGACGUCGUUCACCGGCGACCGCCUCCAACGACUCUCCGCCUCCAACGACUCCAGCUCCUCAUGGGUCCCAGCGCGAUGAGGAUGAGGGCGUCCUCGUCGACCGGCUUGAAGGCGAUCGUGGCAUCGACCUGGUUGGCCUUGCUGCUCGGUUCGGGCUCCCUAGCCGCCUCCGACGACGCAGGAUUCUCGCCGCCGCCGACCGCCGUACCAGCGGGUCCGCCGCGCCCGGCACUCCGCGCCGUCGCCACCGGCCUGCCCGUGCCCGUGCCCGUGCCAGCUCCGCUGCCCCGCAAGAUCCUCCGGCCGUCAGGCGUCGCCGGCGGCAGCAGCGGAGGAGCAGGAGGCCCGGUGCGGCCGAGCCGGAUGGACGAGGGGUGCGCGGGCGCGGAGGACAUCGCCAUCUUCCAGGGCCACGCGUCGUCGCUGCCGGGCGGGGUGCCGGCGUACAAGGUGGACGUGAUCAACCAGUGCCUGGGCGACCUGGACGGCGGCGACUGCGCGAUCGCGGGCAUCCACGUGCGGUGCGGGUGGUUCAGCUCGGUGAGCCUGGUGGACCCUCGCAAGUUCAGGCGCCUGGGCCACGACGACUGCCUCCUCAACGACGGCCGACCACUGCUCGGCGGCGAGACCAUCUCCUUCGAGUACGCCAACUCGUUCCCGUACGAGCUCUCCGUCCGCGUUGCCACCUGCGUCGACCCCACCACCACACCGUAGGCCGUACGCGCAGCACGCGAUAGGCAUACUUACUACCACAGUGCCACGAGUAUUAUAAUACACAGUAUCUAGAACAAGUCAGUUGCAGCAGUAGGACAGUGCAAGGCAGUUCUUUGGUUCUUCGCAUGGGUGGGGAGCCAAGGGCCCCGGAUCCAAAUGUAAUUAGCUGGUGGUUGGGUGAUUUUGUUGGAUCGGGCGCGCGAGGGAGCGGCGGGGACUCCGCGUUUUGUUUUUGCCGAAGCUCCAAGGUAUGUGUACAUGAAUGAACAUGACACACGGAUCGAGCGGUGAAAGAUUUGGAUGCGAGAUGUGUGAAAUUUCUGGGCAACCAGGCCGGCCUGCUGUAAUGGCAAAGCUUUGUUUCAGCUGGUAGGACUAGUACUAUAGCAAGCGAGUGCUUUUCGUGUUUGUUGGCGUUGCAGCACCGGAUGUGGUUGCUGCCUUGCUGGUAAAAGGAAGCGAGUGCUUUUCGUUUUUGUUGGCAUUGCUUUGCUUUCUUCUUUUGGUUUUCUGUGCCUGCUGGCUGUUGCCGUGCCUUGUUUGCUUGCUCGCACAUGUGAAAGAUUCGAGCUGUUCUGG
Molecule: messenger RNA, 1486 nt
Organism: Sorghum bicolor (sorghum)
Lineage: Eukaryota; Viridiplantae; Streptophyta; Magnoliopsida; Poales; Poaceae
Product: TPD1 protein homolog 1A-like
Exons: 4
Coding region: 254-907 (217 amino acids)
Biological process (GO): cell fate determination
Source: RefSeq, a predicted model, not a curated record